UGACAUCACACACGGAAACGCUAAACUUUCCUAGAGCGCAUACUUAACGCGGCGUCUUUUACAGAAAAGCAAAGGGCACGGAGAGUGGAAGAAGCAGCCAUUUCCUGUAACUCUUAGAUGGAUGUGAAACAGGAGAUGUACCAGACGGACAUGUUGGACAUGGAGUUAAAGACUGUAAAUAUUAAGGAGGAAGAAGUCUUCAAAUGGGAGCAUGUUCACCAUCAACAGCAGAGUUUGUGUAUUAAACAUGAGGACUGGGAACUGGAGACCGUGAGCAUAAAGGAAGAGUCUGAGGAGAAGCCUGUCAUUAGUGAUAUGGAAAAAUAUGAAAUUAUAAACAGAGUCAAGAAAGAAGACCUUCAGGCAGAGUCUGUCUGUCAGUCUUUGGGCCAAGAUGAAGGUGUUAGUGGAUUAGUCUUCUUUCACAGUAGAAAUUGCCCUGUUCAGGAGCGUUCUGUCAGCAUGAUGUCUGAUAUUUAUUUAGACUCAACAACCGAAAUAUCAAGAGGAACAUCUAAAGGUCAUCCAUCCUGUACCAAUCAGAUGGGAGAAGGUAUAGAGGAGAGUCUCAGCUUUCCCUCGUCACCUUUGGUUCAGACUUCAUUUCAUGGCAAAGCACAACAGUCAGCGUUUGAUGGAAACCUGAAAAUCUGGACAUCUGGAUCAGAGGUUUUGACACCAGACUUUUUGAAGUUCAGUUCUCAACCUGACAGGAAGCAAACAAGAACGGACACCAUUAUUACCCAACACAAUGGGGGUCUGGGCCCUUUGUACAUCUAUCAAGAGCAAAUGAAAAGUCUGAAAUGCAAAUCUAACAAAGGCAAUUGGUCAAUCCAACCAAGUCAAAAGCCAUACCUUUGUUCCGAAUGUGGGAAAAGCUUCUCUGUCAGGAGCCACCUGCAAACACACUGCAGAAUUCACACUGGAGAAAAGCCAUAUGGCUGUUCUGAAUGUGGAAAACGAUUUUCAGACCGGAGCAAUUUUCAGGCCCACAUGAGAAUUCACACUGGAGAGAAGCCAUACGUCUGUUCUGAAUGUGGAAAAAGUUUCUCACAGAUCAGCCAGCUUCAGACCCAUAGAAGAAUUCAUACUGGAGAGAAACCAUAUAGCUGUUCGGAAUGUGGUAGCAGAUUCAAUGACAGGGGUAGUCUUCACAGACACUCUCGAAUGCACACUGGGGAGAAGCCACAUGGCUGUAGUGAGUGUGGCAAAAGAUUCUCGCAAAUGAACCAGCUUAACACUCACACCAGGAUUCAUACUGGAGAGAAACCAUAUUGCUGUUCGGAAUGUGGCAAAUGUUUCUCUGACAGAGGAAGCUUUUUUAAGCACUCCAGGGUUCACACAGGAGAAAAGCCAUAUGGCUGUACUGAAUGUGGCAAACGAUUCUCUAACAGGAGCUGUCUUACCCGCCACAUAAGCAUUCACACAGGUGAAAAGCCAUAUUGUUGUUCUGAGUGUGGGAAAAGAUUCUCUAGUAGUGGCAGUUUUCGGUAUCACCAAAGAAUUCACGCCAGAGAGAAGGAGAAGGUACAAGGUGUUACUAUCAUUAUAAUAUCCCUAAUUGAGAGAAGGCCAUCUGUCGAGGAGACUACAACAUUGAGGUGCAAGCGGCCCCCACGUAAAACAGUUGACCUGAAGAGAAUGUCCGGCUACACCCGAGUGUCCACGUAUACCAUGGAGAACAAAAGACUUGUGGUCAUUAAAGAAGAACUAGACGAUGACAGUUAUUGGGAGUCUGGGCAACGUCAGACAAAAGAAGAGAAUUGUCAAGGGGGGCUGGCAGUCAUUAAAGGAGAGCCUGAGCCAACAUCCGACACCUGCGACAUUGUAAGCCGCGUCAAGUCUGAAGACGUUGAAUCAGAAUGGGCCUGUCGGCCUGUGCGUCUACAUGGGGAGGGAAGUGGAACAGGCGUGACAGAGAGUGAACUGCACUUUGUCCGUCUGAAGAGCGAGUCUUGGGACUGGGAUGUGAUGAAGACUGAGAGAGCAUCGAGUUUAAGGUAUUCCAGUGAAGAUCUAUUAGAAAACGGCACCUCCUCCCCAUCUUCAUCUCCUCAGAGCUCUGUUCAGCGUAUCCCAGAGGAAAAUGAAACUGUGAAAACUCUAGCAUCUGGAUUGGAGGUUUUGCUACCGGCCUCAUUGCCACACAGUUUCCUGCCAUUUGUGAAGUUAACACAGAUCGACGCAAUCAAGACUCAGCCACAGGCGCACGAUACAAAAUCUGCAAGUUCGGCGGUCUGCCACGAGAGCAGGAAAACCUCGAAAAGCAAACCUAAAGCUAAAUACAAGCGGAGUCAUUCCAAACAGAAGACAUUCUGCUGUUCUGACUGUGGAAAGAUCUUCUCUGUGAGGAGCAGUUUUUACAGCCACGUAAAAAUUCACGCUCCAGAGAAGCGACAUUGCUGUGCUCAGUGUGGCAAAAGAUUCACUCUUAGGAGCACCCUGAACAGCCACAUGAGAACUCACUCUGGGGAGAAGCCAUACGCCUGCGUUGAAUGUGACAACCGAUUUUCACGAAGGAGCCACCUUCAGACCCACGCGAGAGUUCACACUGGAGAGAAGCCGUAUUGCUGCUCUCAGUGCGGCAGGCAGUUUUCGCAGACGAGCAGCCUGAAUAAACACUUGAGAAUUCACACGGGGGAGAAGCCAUAUUGCUGUGCUCAAUGUGGCAAACGAUACGCCUCCAACAGCAGCCUUCAGGUCCACAAACGGUUCCACACUGGAGAAAGACCGUAUCCCUGUUCGGAGUGUGGGAAACGAUUCUCCAGAAGCAGCGACCUUCAGAUGCACGUGAGGCUUCACACUGGAGAGAAACCAUACUGCUGCCCCGACUGUGGAAAGAGGUUCACCAGAAGAAGCAAUCUUCAGACGCAUUCAAAACUGCACAAGGGGGAGAAACGGUACUGCUGCUCGAAAUGUGGUGAACGUUUCUGUUUCAGGAACAGUCUUCGGUCUCACAUCAGAAAUCACUGCGGGGACAAUCCUUAGUGAGGUGCUGAAUGUGGCAAGUGAUACACCAUCAGUAGCAGUCUGCGCAGCCACCGGACCCCUCUGUUCAACUGGGAAGUAAUCUGAAUUAAACCGCUAAGCAUCUCCUCUCAUGUAGGAUGAACUUGGAAGCUCUAGUAGGGUUGAGGGUAUCAGCAGCCCCUGGGAUUGGCCCUUGCGCUUUGGGGUGAGAAGCGUUCGUUCUUUAGUAAACCUUCAGUAAUACUCGGUCACCAGGAUGACCAGCUUCUGACACCGACUGGGGCAGGGAAGAGGCGUCUGUUAGCUGCGAACGUGGAGUCUUUGUAAGAGCGAUGUCAGGCUGCUGCACGUCUUCUGAGAGUAAAUGGAAAGUCAUUUGUGUGUCAGUCAGUUGAGCUUAGGCAAGUUCUACCAUAGGGAAGAAUCUUCACAAGGUCUUUGACACAUCUUAUCCAGCAUGAGUAAGUUAGUUUCUCUCAUUUAGAUUAUCCUCCCUUGCAGUUGAAACUACAGGUGCAUCUCAAUAAAUUAGAAUAUCAUGGAAAAGUUAAUUAAUUUC
Messenger RNA from Polypterus senegalus (gray bichir), 3529 nucleotides. RefSeq names its product zinc finger protein 271-like. Lineage: Eukaryota; Metazoa; Chordata; Cladistia; Polypteriformes; Polypteridae. Gene Ontology annotation, biological process: regulation of transcription by RNA polymerase II. The record is from RefSeq and is a predicted model, not a curated record. The transcript is spliced from 5 exons. Gene Ontology annotation, molecular function: DNA-binding transcription factor activity; RNA polymerase II cis-regulatory region sequence-specific DNA binding. Bases 118 to 2988 code for a protein of 956 amino acids.